Dentiscutata erythropus is the source of this 396-nucleotide messenger RNA. The record is from the annotation of a GenBank genome assembly. Lineage: Eukaryota; Fungi; Glomeromycota; Glomeromycetes; Diversisporales; Gigasporaceae.
AUGUUGGCACGUCAAGAAGCUGAAAAGAAAUAUUAUGAAAUUUUACAGGAAGAAGAACAUUUAAAAGUGGAAAUAAAUAAUGUUAAGAUUGAAAAUGAAAAAAUUCAGAAUCAACUUGAAGAAAAAGUAAAGGGCAUGGAAGAAUGUCUUCACAAUCAGGAACAACAGAGUAGACAGGCAAUAGAUCAACAGAGGAUUUUACACGAAAGGAUGCUUAAUCAAGUUAGAGAAGAUUGCCAGUCGAGAAUAAAUAAUUUGCAAGGUCAACUCAAUCGUGCUCUCGAAAGAAAACCUGGCUUUUGGGAUUCAAUGGCAGGUGUUGCUGGAGGUAUUGCUGGAGGUCUUCUUGGAGGAGUUGGAGGUCUUAUUGGAGGACUAUUUAGAGGCUUAUUUUGA